AUUGUUGUUUUUAUUCAGUUAUGCAGUUUAAAGUAUUUUUACGUUAUACAGUAUUAUUCUCUGUUUCAGUUUGUAGAUAAGUUUACGUUAAUAUUCAUUUUCUUGUUUCUCAUUGAGCGUAAUGGAUAAGGAAAGAGAGACCAGGGAAAGCGAAAGAGAAUUAAGUUAGGUGGAAAUAUGACUGUUUAAAAUACACUUAGAAUAUCCGACUGCGUCUGGUUCUCAUCUUGCGUGCAGAUUGUUCAACCAUCACUCAGUGAAACCUGUAGUUGCAUCUACAAACUGCCACUGUUGUUUAAACACCGUGCAAUUUACCUGCAUUUAUUUUACUGAGGAAUUAUAGGUUUGCCGUUCGGGCUCAGUUUUAUUUGAAACCCUGAUGAACUAUUGCAAUAGUUUUGAGUUAAGCCCAGUAUUAUAGAAAGAGCUCUGCCGCUUUAAAAAAACAGACUAAACGGGAGGCUGAUAAACAACACAGAAAGUAGUGCUGUACUGAAUAACUUGCCUUGUUUAUUAUACAGGACUUGACACAGAUGAAUAUGCACUAUGGGUGAUUCCUAAACCACAGGCUUCCCCACUGGCUCCAGGACAGAAGUGUUUGGGGGCAACGACUUUUGUCUUGAACUGCUUGAGGCUUUGUCCUGAAGCUUACCCUGUCUUUCUGAGAACCUCUGAGGUUAAAAUUAGAUAUUUCUAAAAUUAGAACAUUCCCUGGUGGGUUGGGGGUUGGGGUAGUGUGAGGUGUUCGUUUUUAGUUUUCAGGCUUCUAUGCUCACACAUUUGUCUGUUCUUACUAUUGUGAUCCUGGCGUUGGGCCUGGAAAGAGGAACAGCCUCAGACAGACUGCUACGUUCCCCACAGGGGGGAGCUCUGCGGUAUGUCCGGGGUGACCUGUUCAGCUGCCCCGAGGAAGAGUCCCUGGCACACUGCAUCAGCGAGGACUGCCGCAUGGGCGCCGGCAUCGCUGUGCUCUUCAAGAAGCGCUUCAGCAGUGUGGAGGAGCUGAAGGCCCAGCAGAAGAAGACAGGUGAGUGUGCAGUGCUGAAGAAAGGGCAGCGAUUUAUCUAUUAUCUGGUAACAAAGAAGAAGGCCAGUCAGAAACCCACCUAUGACAGCCUGCGGAAGAGCCUAGAGGCCAUGAAGCAGCACUGCCUGGAGAACAGGGUCACACGGCUGUCCAUCCCCCGAAUUGGCUGCGGUCUGGAUGGCCUGGACUGGAGUAAAGUGUCUGUGAUGAUUAAAGAGGUGUUCCACAGCACUGAUAUUCGCAUCACUGUCUAUACCCUCUGAGCCCACUGGAGGGCAGUGCUGUGCUGAUCAAAGGGCAGUACAAGGCAUGACCUGAUGGCCCAGGGUUUUGGUCUCAGCUUUGACUUUGGCCAGUUAUGUGUCAGGACAACUGAUUUAGUGUGUCUGCUGGUAAAUGACAACAGUUUCUUGUGUUACAGAGAACAACUUUGUACGUUUCUAAAACAUUUUUUGAACAGAGCAGAAAUAUUAAUCACCAAACAGGUGUGUUGUUUAUUUUUACUUGUUUCGGAGUUAAUGGCAUGUUGAUGGAGGGCUAAUUUGCCUAACAGCCUGACACAUCUGGAUUACGUACAGCCAGAAACAUGGUUUCUUCUCUGGUUUGUGUUUUGAAUCAGGAGCAGGGUUCUAUGAUCUUUGAUGGGGUCAUGUUGCUUAACAAAACAAUGCCCUGAUACAUUGGUGCUGGAGGCUCUCACCUCAGGCCUGUCCUGCUCCCUGACCUUUUGAAAUUGACGUUUGAGUUUUUUGUCUGAUGUUUCCUGAAUGGCUUUACAACAGUGUAUUGUGGUGUCCCCAGAAAGCGUGAUUCUGCAGGUUCACUGUCUAGUGUUACCAUAGCCCCUUGGCCUGAGCCUGUCUGUGGGUGCACAAAGAUGCUGUAUUUCUAUCUCAUGUCUCAUGUCUCAGUCAUGGAUUGCAGUGUCUGUACUUUUUUAUUCAAAACAAAAAGGUGAAAGUGUCUUCAGUGUUAGCUGAUCAAUAACUCUCCCAUUAUUUGUGGUGUAGGGGAGGGGCCAAGCUGUACUGAAUAGAUUAUUCUUCUUUAAAAAAAACAAAAAUAUUGCUUUUUUGGCAAGAUGCUUGAUGUUGGUUUGAAGAUUAGUUUUCAAAGUUGCUAAAUACUGAAAAAAGUCUGAAACUGUGUAAAUAAAAGUCCCUUCAGUAA
Molecule: messenger RNA, 2197 nt
Organism: Lepisosteus oculatus (spotted gar)
Lineage: Eukaryota; Metazoa; Chordata; Actinopteri; Semionotiformes; Lepisosteidae
Gene: oard1
Product: O-acyl-ADP-ribose deacylase 1
Biological process (GO): peptidyl-glutamate ADP-deribosylation
Source: RefSeq, a predicted model, not a curated record